AAUGUCAAACUAAUAAAUAAGUUGAACAACGAAAUUUCUCUCCUCGAUUUAUUGCUACCAAAAAGUUGGGAAAUUGUUUGCAAAAUAACGAUAAAUUUGAUUUAUGAAAAAGUCGCGUCACACUCCAUGGCAAAAAUGUGCAACCAAAAAUGUUUUCUUAAAAUUAAUCUCAAAAUGAAAUAAGUUGAAGAAGCAAGAAAAACAGUGGAAAAAAUUGGCAGUGACUACAUUAUUGUUAGAAUUCCAGAAGAAACGAGAAAUAAGAAAAAUACAAAAAAAAAGAAAUUGAAAUAUUGUUUGAAUACCACAACUUUUUCCGUAUGCAAUUUUCGUCCCAUUGCAAGAAAAAACAAUAAUUGACACAUAAAAUCAACUAAAAAUAUCGCACUUACGUCCGCACGCCCCCUCUCUGCCACCGCAAGGACAACAAAAGUGAGAGUAGCUCGCAGCAGCGUAUAGGAAGGCGUACGGACCAAACUCCAAAAAUUCAAUCACCAAUUGAGAUGAGUGGUAAAGUGCGCUUAAAGUCAAAUGGCAUAUUGGACGAAGAUCCUUUAACUCUCCAGGAUAUCGUCUAUCAAUAUAUAUGUAAACAUCUACAUAUAGUCAGUUGUCCAGACGAGGAUAUCGAUGAGGACGCCGAGAAAAGGUAUCACCUGCGCGGAGGCAUUGUUCUGCCUAACGACAUCUGUGACCGUCUUAUUGAUACCUUUCAAAAACAAUUCUAUCAAAAAUUCGGCGAUAAAUUUAUAAGCUUAUUUCGGGACACAAAUCGGACUUCCUUGAAUGUUGUGCAUCUGCGUAAUAGCAAUUUAACAAAUUAUGGACUUGAAAUACUCAUGCGCCACAAACUAUACUCGCUAUCAAUGUGGUAUUGUGAUAAAGUUACCGUUGAAUCUCAUGAGCUAUUGGCUCUUCAUGGAGCUAGUCUCCGUUCUUUGGAAUUGGGUAUAGGGUCGCACAUGUUGCAAAAUGCCGAGCCCAAUGACAAGGAGCCGGUGGACUUUCAAUUCAAUUGCCCACAUUUGCGACGCUUGGUAUUGAAUGGCGUCGUACUGCAUCAUCGCCUACAAUUUGCACAUCUAAGAGAUUUAACACAUUUGGACUUGACUUCAUGUAUUUUAGCAAAUUUCAGUCUGCAGGCACUAUCCUCCCUACCCAAACUGCACACACUCAUUCUUUUCAAUGUUUGGCCGAUAGCAAAUCAACUGCAUGCAAUCUGUUGCCUGAGACGACUUCGCACGUUAGACAUAUCGAUUUCUAGUUCCGGCAAUGGGCAUGGUACGUACGAUUUGCCCGACCAAACAUUGGAAAUGUUGAUGGACAACCUGCGCGAAUUGACACACCUGGACAUCUCGGGCACUAAUCUGGCGGGUAAUGGUGUGGCCACAAAAGAGUCAUGCCAUAAACUCAACACAGACAUACCCGGCUUGACGUCACGAACUCAAAGGCCCUUACAGUUUCUAGGUCUAUAUCACACAGCUCAUUGGGCUUGUAAACGACAUGACAUACCAGCCAUUGAGAUUGCUGGCGAUGCUAAUGAACAUCAAAUUCUAACAGCUGCGCGGUAUUACUAUGAUAGACCUGUACUCUUGACGAGGGUGCUCAACGAUCUGUAUCACCUAUUUCGUUUUGAAAACUGCAAAGACAUCCAUACAGCCCUGGAUGUUGUCCUCACGGCUAUGGAUAGACAUUUGAAGUUCAAACACAUGCAAAUAUCUGGGAGCGCGACGUUAUUUUACAUUGUCAAAGGGCGUGAUCGUUCGAAGUUCGGUACAACCCUAAGGAAUCACAUAAUUCGUACAUUGCUCAACGGCAUGGAGGUGCACCUUAACGAUGACACAAUGCUACGAAAUGGAUACCUAACACUGACGCAAUUUCAAAUGCCCAACGAUGUGUUAUUUGAAUAUGAACGUCUCAUCAAAAUAUUGUUGCACGGAGUUUCAAAAACAGAACAGGAGGGGUUUGUACAAAGGAUAGCUAUAUAUUUAUUGAACACAUUAGCUUGCCAAGUUGAUGGACGACAAAAGCUAUUUUUGGGUGAACUUGGAGUUGUUAAUACUAUGUUAAGUUUAAUUAAAGAUCGUUUAACCCGCUCGGUAUUUGAUGAUGUCAUGGAGGUGGCGUGGUCAACAAUGUGGAAUGUAACUGAUGAGACUGCUAUUAAUUGUAAGAGAUUUUUGGACGGCCGUGGCAUGGAGUAUUUUCUGCGAUGUUUAAAUGUAAGUAAUUGUACAUUUAGGGAACGGGACGAGCUACUGCGGAACAUGAUGGGCUUGUUGGGAAACGUUGCAGAAGUCAAAUGGUUGAGGCCAAAAUUGAUGACACAAAAGUUUAUUGAAGUUUUUGCAGAAUUACUAUCAUCGGAAAGCGAUGGUAUAGAGGUAAGUUACAAUGCAGCUGGUGUGCUGGCACAUAUAGCUUCAGAUGGUCCCGAGGCGUGGACUAUUAAGGAACCAUCACGCGGUGAUGUUUUAGUUAGUAUGGUCAAUGCAAUAAUGCGAUGGGAUAUUAAAAGUGAUCGCAACAUCAACUACCGUAGUUUUGAGCCCAUCCUGGGUUUAGUUCGUUGUUAUGAAACUCCGCAGUGUCAACAUUGGGCUGUGUGGGCUUUGGCGAAUCUCACGCAAGUGUAUCCCGAUAAAUAUUGCCAACUUGUUGAACAAGAGAAUGGCAUACAGAUUCUCAAAGAACUUAUUGAUCAUCCGAGCCCCUAUGAGGACAUCAAGAAAAUAGCUCGUAUGGUAAUCGAGCAGUGUAACAAAUGUCCUCGGCCUAUGCUCGAAGGUUGAAUUGUUUGACCCCCUCUCCCCAGUCCCAAGCCUUCCCCUCUGCCCAUAGUAUCUCUCUACAUAAUUUAAAAGCACUUCCAGUGAGCAAGCGUGCGUGCGAGCGAGCGUUGAGUGGGUGAUUUCGAUUGUAGAAUAUAAUACAAGUGCGUUUCAUAGAGCGUAGAAGAAAGAAUAGAAUUAAAUUACAAUAACUACCUACAAGUAAAAAUAUUUAAAGAGUCUUAAGCCUAAUUCGUUCUCCUUUGUUAAGCGCUGCUAUUGACUUUCAAUAAUAAUUCAUCUUCAUUAUCCUUGCAUCCUGUGUUUGCAUAUGGAAAUGAAGUAAACUUGUAUAAA
This is a messenger RNA of Stomoxys calcitrans (stable fly), 3128 nucleotides long. Its product is annotated as protein zer-1 homolog. Bases 504 to 2792 code for a protein of 762 amino acids. Lineage: Eukaryota; Metazoa; Arthropoda; Insecta; Diptera; Muscidae. The transcript has 11 exons. Gene Ontology annotation, cellular component: Cul2-RING ubiquitin ligase complex. Gene Ontology annotation, molecular function: protein binding. The record is from RefSeq and is a predicted model, not a curated record.